UGUGUGUGCAUUCACAUCAGAAGCCAAAAUGAAGACAUGCACAGUCUUUGUUCUAGUGGCUUUCAUCACCGUGGGGAUGGAGAUGGCCUGUGGUGACCCUCUGACACCUCUUGUCCAAGAGCAACAAAGACCUGGAGUCUGCCCCAAGGUGUCCGAAGAUUUCGUUGGUCAUUGUUCUGUUGGAUGCAUAGGAGAUGCAUCAUGUCCCAAGCGAAUGAAAUGCUGCAACCAUGGAUGUGGUCGUGUCUGCAAAAUUGCUCUCCCUGCAAAGGGUGGCUUGGGCGGCCCAGUGAAAGAUGGACAAGGUGUUUAUUAAGCGUGCCUGGAGACCAGCCCCAGAAGAUUUCUCAUGAAUCUGAUGCUUGGCUAACAAGACUCUUCUACAAACCAUUCCUGGCUAUUCUCUAUCCCUGGACUUGCAGCUCUAGAAGAUGAAGAUCUAAAGUGGUGGAGUGACCACUUCUAAAGAGCUUUUGUCUAAAAUAAACCUUAUCUGUGGCA
This is a messenger RNA of Myotis brandtii (Brandt's bat), 501 nucleotides long. Its product is annotated as WAP four-disulfide core domain protein 18. The record is from RefSeq and is a predicted model, not a curated record. The coding region runs from base 29 to 316 and encodes 95 amino acids. Gene Ontology annotation, molecular function: peptidase inhibitor activity. Lineage: Eukaryota; Metazoa; Chordata; Mammalia; Chiroptera; Vespertilionidae. Gene Ontology annotation, cellular component: extracellular region. The transcript is spliced from 3 exons.